AUGCUUCCUAUAUAUGAAAAUGAUCCAAAAAUUAAAAAAAACGAGAAUAAAAACGAAGUUAAUAUAGUUUAUAACAAAAAUUUAAAGAAUAUUUUUGAAAACAGUUAUUCUAAAAAUGCAAAAAGAAAAGUUAAAAAAUUAAAUGAAAGAAGAGGAAAAUUAAAAAUUAUUAAGUAUUUAAAAUUAUAUAUAAAUAAAACAACAAAGCAGCGUAUAAUAAUAAACUUUGUUGUCUUAUUGUUAUUUCUAUUAAUAAUAUAUAUUUCUUACAAAAGCACUGAUAAUUUAAAAACUGUUCUUUUAAUUACCUUGACACUUUAUAGUUUAUAUUUUUUAUUAUAUUCCUUAUAUAUUCUGAGUACAAUAUUAAAUGAUGAAUAUGAAACAUAUAAUACUAUAAAAAAGGAUGAUAUGAUAAGUAAUAUCUUUAUUGAAAAUGAGUUAAGUAUUAUAAAUAAUAGUAAAAGUAAAAUAACAAAUUCAAAAUUAAGCAAUAGACAAAAUAACAACAUCAAUAAUGGUUAUAAUUUGAAUAAUGAUCGAUUGAAAGAUAAUACUUUUCAAAAUACUGAAAAUGAGUAUGUAAACACAUCAUUACCUUCUUUUCAAGUUCAUAAUUUUCAUUAUGAACGUAGUACAAAAAAUAAUAAUAACAUUAAUGAAAUAGAAUUAUCAACUAAAAAUUAUACAAAAGGAACUAAUGAAAUGGCAUUACCAUUUUAUAAAGAAGAAAAAACAAACACACACAAAGGAGAAGUGUCUAAUAAAGUAUUAAAUGACACAAAUAUGGUAAAUAAUAACUGGAACAAUUUAUUAGAAAAUAAUCAAAAAGCUAAUAUAAAUUUGAUGAAUAACCAACAUGAUGAUAAUGAAACAUUAAAUAAUGAGAUGGCUACUAGUGAAGGAUAUGAAAUAGCUUCUUUUGAAAGUAUAGCAAAGCCAAUUAAAGAAGGCUCUGAGGGAUUUUUUGCAGUUCAAUACAAUUCUAUAUUAAAAAUAUCCAUAAUAUUUACUGUAUUUAUAUUAUUAUUAUAUGUAAUACGUGGAGAUUAUACAAAAUUUCCUGAAGAAAAUAAAAUUUCGGAUGACUUAAAUGAUAGCUCUAUUAUUAUAUCUCCACUUUCCUAUGGUAUUAUAACAGCUAUAUCUUUUUUAUUAGGUGCUAUUUGCAGUUCUAUAGCAGGGUAUAAUGGAAUUUAUGUAGCAGUUAGAGCUAAUAUAAAAGUAGCUAAAGCUGCUACAUAUUCAUAUAAUAAAGCAUUGGUUACAUGUUUUAGAAGUGGAGCAGUAAGUGCAAUUGUAAAUGUUGCAUUAGCUAUUUUUGGAAUUUGUUCAUUAUUGUUAUUAGUAAAUUUCAUGUAUCCAACUUUAUCUUUUUCUAAAUACCCAUUACUAAUUGUUGGGUAUGGUUUUGGAGCUUCUUUAGUUGCUAUGUUAUAUCAAUUAGCUGGAGGAAUUUAUACCAAAGCAGCUGAUAUAGGUGCAGAUUUAGUUGGAAAAAUUGAAAAACAUAUACCAGAAGAUGAUGCAAGAAAUCCUGCAGUUAUAGCUGAUUUAGUAGGAGACAAUGUAGGAGAUUGUGCUGGUCAAUGUGCGGAUUUAUUUGAGUCUAUAUCAGCCGAAAUAAUUGCAUCUAUGAUUUUAGGAGGUACUUUAUCAGAACAAGGUGUUAUUUCCGAAAAUAAUGCAAGUUAUUUUGUUUUAUUUCCAUUAUUCGUGCAUUCAAUGGAUUUAUUAAUUUCAACCAUUGGAGUAUACUUAGUAUACGUUAACAAUGGCUCAUAUCAAGCCAAUCAGCAAUAUACAAAAAAAAAAAAAGAAAAAAAAGAGGAAAAUUAUUUUAACAAUAUUAAUUCAAGUAUAUAUUUAGAAUCUACUGUAACAUUAAAUAGUACUAAUAAAGAAAGAGAUAUGAUAAAUGAAAAUUAUGGUCAUAAUAUUACAUCGGAAAAUUUAGAAAAUCCUUUAAAAGCUAUGUUAAAAGCUUACUUUUUUACGUGUCUUCUUGGAGUUACAGGAUUUUCUUUUUUAUGUAAAAUGCUUUUUUCUAGUGAUAAACAAGGUUAUGAAUGGAUAUAUUUUUCUUUAUGUGGAGUAAUUGGAAUGAUUUGCUCCUAUUUAUUUGUUAUUCUAACUAGAUAUUAUACAGAUUAUUCUUAUCCCAAAGUAAAAAAAAUAGCUCAUGCAUCUUUGAGUGGUCCUGCUACCAAUAUAAUCGCAGGUUUAUAUGUUGGAUUAGAAUCAACUUUUUUUCCUAUAAUAGUUAUAUCUAUUUCUCUACUACUAUCAUAUUAUUUAGGAUUAAAAAGCAAUAUAACGUCUGAUAAUAGUAUAAUAAAUGGGUUGUAUGGUACAUCUGUUGCAACUAUGGGUAUGUUAUCAACUGCCGUUUUUAUUUUAAGUAUGUCUAAUUUUGGCCCAAUUGCUGAUAACGCAGGAGGUAUAGUAGAAAUGUCCAAACAACCAGAAUGUGUUCGUGUUAUUACAGAUAAAUUAGAUGCUGUUGGAAAUGUAACUAAAGCUAAUACAAAAGGAUUUAGUGUAGGUUCCGCUGCUUUGGCAUGUUUUCUUCUUUUUUCUGCUUUCCUUAGUGAAGUAUCAACUCAUUCAAAGAUUCCUUUUUCAACAGUUGACAUUGCAAUACCAGAAGUUUUCAUUGGUGGUAUUUUAGGAUCAGUUGUUGUGUUUUUGUUUGCUGGUUGGUCAUUAGAUGCAGUAGGUAAAACUGCCGAAGAGGUUUUAAAAGAAGUUAGAAGACAAUUCAAUGAUCAUCCAGGCAUUUUAACUUAUCAAGAAAAACCAGAUUAUCAUAAAUGUGUAGCAAUAAUUAGUAGGAGAGCAUUAAUAGAAACAAUUAAGCCUGGACUAUUAGGAAUUUUUUCUCCUUUAAUUGUUGGCUUAGUAUUUAAAUAUUUAGGUAUUUUACAAAAUAACCAAUUGCUAGGUGCACAGGUUAUUGCCUCUUUUAUCAUGUUUUCUACCUCCACCGGUAUACUUAUGGCUCUUUUUUUGAACAAUGCUGGUGGAGCAUGGGAUAAUGCUAAAAAAUAUAUUGAAUCAGGUUUUUAUGGAGGAAAAAAUAGUCCAGCACAUGUAUCAAGUGUUAUUGGAGAUACUGUUGGUGAUCCAUGCAAGGACACAGCUGGACCAUCAAUACAUGUUCUUAUCAAACUUAUAUCAACCAUUACUAUGGUAAUAACACCCAUAUUAGCGUCUACUACAGGAAAGUAG
Plasmodium gallinaceum is the source of this 3231-nucleotide messenger RNA. RefSeq names its product V-type K+-independent H+-translocating inorganic pyrophosphatase, putative (gene VP2). Gene Ontology annotation, cellular component: membrane. Gene Ontology annotation, biological process: proton transmembrane transport. The transcript is spliced from 2 exons. Lineage: Eukaryota; Apicomplexa; Aconoidasida; Haemosporida; Plasmodiidae. Gene Ontology annotation, molecular function: diphosphate hydrolysis-driven proton transmembrane transporter activity; inorganic diphosphate phosphatase activity. Bases 1 to 3231 code for a protein of 1076 amino acids. The record is from RefSeq and is a predicted model, not a curated record.